UUAAUUAACAUUUUACCUAAAAUCGAAUUUGUUCAAUACAUAUCAAAAAUUUAAUAUUAACAACUUCCUCACCAUGCAGGGUGUAGUUGUCCUACUGCGGGUGUUCCUCCUUCUCACCAUCGUGACCGCCAAGGACGACACUCCGAGCAUAUACGAUGAGAUGGUGGAAAUACCAGGCGCUGCAUUCUCAAUGGGAUCCGACGACUCGAAGGGCAGAGACGGCGAGAGUCCGUCAAAACUCGUGCGCGUCAAAUCGUUCACCAUCGACAAGUAUCCCGUCACUAGCGGGCAGUUUAGAAAGUUUGUGAGAGAUACCAAGUAUAAGACGGACGCGGAGAAAUUUGGUUGGAGUUUUGUGUUUGCUUCUCAUUUGGAUACCAAGAUACGCGAAGGAAUUACUCAGUCGGUUCCGGGUGCACCUUGGUGGCUGCCCGUCAACAGAGCAUAUUGGAGACAGCCGGAAGGACCUGGUUCUUCCAUAAAAGAGAGAAUGAACUACCCGGCUCUUCAUACUAGCUACAACGAUGCCGUCAAGUACUGUGAGUGGGCAGGGAAACGACUUGUAACGGAAUCGGAAUGGGAACUGGCAGCAAGAGGAGGCCUUAAAGGUAAAGAAUACCCUUGGGGAUCCAAGUUUGAACGAUCUCGAAUGAACAUUUGGCAAGGGAAGUUCCCAGAUGAAAACACAAAAGACGAUGGCUACUCAGGAGCAUCACCCGUCGAUGCUUACAAGCCACAAAACAAAUAUGGUUUACAUGACAUGGUGGGCAACGUAUGGGAGUGGGUUUCAUCCGAGUUUCAAGAGCCGAAUGAUCAGCCUUCGGCUGAAAAGAAAUACGUACUACGAGGAGGAUCAUACCUUGACUCACAAGAUGGAUCAUUCAAUCACCUAGCAAGAGUCACUACAAGAAUGGGCAACACCCCCGACUCUGGAUCUGAUAACAUGUCAUUCCGCUGCGCAAAAUCGUUACAAAGCAGGAACAAAAGUGACUUAUAGCAGCUGCAAACAAACAAUUAGUCCAUCAGCAAU
Corticium candelabrum is the source of this 1030-nucleotide messenger RNA. RefSeq names its product inactive C-alpha-formylglycine-generating enzyme 2-like. The record is from RefSeq and is a predicted model, not a curated record. The transcript has 6 exons. Lineage: Eukaryota; Metazoa; Porifera; Homoscleromorpha; Homosclerophorida; Plakinidae. Bases 74 to 997 code for a protein of 307 amino acids. Gene Ontology annotation, cellular component: endoplasmic reticulum.